AUGGCCCAUCUCGCUGCGGCGGUAGCCGCUCCAUCUCUGAUGAAACCGAAGAAAGCCUCAUUCAACAGGAGAGCAACAGCAGCCUCUUCCUCCUCCAACAAAGCGCCUGAACCAACUGUCUCGACGACGCCGCGGCGGCUGAACCAGCUGCAGCAGCUCGCCUCCACCGUGCUGGACGCUGUGGAGACGAAAUUCAUCACCGGCCCCGAGAAGUGCCGCCCUCUGCCCCGCUCUGUGGACCCGGCGGUGCAGCUCGCCGGCAACUUCGGGCCUGUGGGGGAGUCCCCGGCGCGGCACGGGCUGCUGGUCGCCGGCCAAAUCCCCGCCGACCUCCGCGGGGGGGUCUACCUACGCAACGGCGCCAACCCCUUGCUGCCGCCCGCCGGCGGGCACCACCUCUUCGACGGCGACGGCAUGGUGCACGCCGUCUCGCUUCGCGACGCCCGCUCGGCCACCUACAGCUGCCGCUUCACUCGCACGAGCCGCCUGCUGCAGGAGGCCGCGCUGGGGCGCCCCGUCUUCCCUAGAGCCAUCGGGGAGCUCCACGGCUUCUCCGCGCUGGGCCGCCUUGCGCUGCUGCACCUGCGCGACGCCGCCGGCAUCAUAGACGCCGGCUGCUCGGGAGUGGCCAACGCGGGGCUCGUUUUCUUCGACGGGCGGCUGCUGGCGCUGUCGGAGGACGGAUUGCCGUACCACCUGCGGGUCACCGACGGCGGGGACCUGGAGACGGUGGGGAGCUUCGACUUCGAGGGGAAGCUCGGGGGCUCCAUGAUCGCCCACCCCAAGGUGGAUCCCACCACCGGGGAGCUCUUCUCCCUCUCCAACAACAUGCUCUGGAAGCCCCGGCUGAAGUCCUUCCGGGUGAGCCCCACAGGGAAGAAGUCGCCGGACGUGGAGAUCCAUCUCCAGAGACCCAUCAUCGUCCACGAUUUCGCCAUCACGGAGAACCACAUCCUCGUCCCCGACCAGCAGCUCGUCUUCGACGUCACCCGCCUGUUGAAAAACCAGUCGCCAGUGAGCUUUGAUCCCCGGAAGAAAGCCAGGCUCGGAGUCCUCCCCAAAUACAACGAGCGGAAGCAGAAGCAGAAGCUCCGGUGGGUCGAUCUGCCGGAGUGCGGCUUCUACUUCCACUUCUGGAACGCAUGGGAGGAGGAGCAUGGAGCGAUCGUAGUCCUUGCCUCCUGCAUGUCCCCGCCGGACGCCAUGUUCUCCGCUCGCCGCCGGGAAGAUCAAACGGCGCCGCCGGUGAGGAGCGUGCUGUCGGAGAUUCGCCUCCGGCCGGCGACGGGCGAGUGCUCCAAUAGGAUCAUCUCCCAGGGGACGAACCUGGAGGCGGGGCAGGUGAACAAGCUGUGGCUGGGGAGGAAGACCCGCUUCGUGUACCUCGCGGUGGCGGAGCCAUUUCCGAGGUGCUCCGGCAUGACGAAGGUGGACCUUCUAACAGGGGAGGAGACAAGAUUCGUCUACGGGGAGCAGCGGUUUGGGGGAGAGCCUAUGUUCGUGCCGGCGGAGAGCUCGGAAAGGGAGGACGAGGGGUACGUGAUGAGCUUCGUCCACGACGAGGAGGACACGGGCGAGUCGGAGCUGGUCAUCCUCGACGCCACGACAAUGGGUCAGCUGGCCUCCGUCAGGUUGCCCAGUAGGGUUCCCUACGGCUUCCACGGCACCUUUUUAAGCUCUCGCGACCUGCGCAACCAGAGGUAG
Molecule: messenger RNA, 1704 nt
Organism: Spirodela intermedia
Lineage: Eukaryota; Viridiplantae; Streptophyta; Magnoliopsida; Alismatales; Araceae
Source: the annotation of a GenBank genome assembly